Messenger RNA from Aspergillus puulaauensis, 1098 nucleotides. RefSeq names its product alcohol dehydrogenase family protein. Lineage: Eukaryota; Fungi; Ascomycota; Eurotiomycetes; Eurotiales; Aspergillaceae. Gene Ontology annotation, molecular function: zinc ion binding; oxidoreductase activity. Bases 1 to 1098 code for a protein of 365 amino acids. The record is from RefSeq and is a predicted model, not a curated record. The transcript is spliced from 4 exons.
AUGGAAAUGAACGCCGUCGUCCUCCACGGCCCUCGCCACAUCCGAGUCGAGCGAAAGCCUCGACCGUCCAUCCUAAAAGCAGACGAUGCCAUUGUGCGUGUGCGGUAUGCUGGGAUCUGCGGCAGUGAGCUGCAUCCCUACAGAGGACACCAAAAGACCACAUAUGGGCAUAUCAUGGGCCACGAAUUCACCGGCAUCGUCGACCAAGUCGGAAGCAACGUAACCACUGUCAAAACAGGCGACCUAGUCGUCGGCCUGUUCUCCUCAGCCUGUCUCAACUGCUGGUUCUGCAAAUACGGCUACACAAACCGCUGCGCCAACUCGCUUGCCCUAGGCACCGCGCAGAUUGACGGGGGACAGGCAGAGUACGUACGAGUCCCGCACGCCGAUGGGACGCUCGUUAUCGCGCCGCCGAAUAUCAAUGACGAACUGCUCAUCAUGAUGUCGGAUAUCUUUCCGACGGGAUAUUAUGGCGCCAUGCGGGCAAUUUCGUAUUUUGAGACGGAAGGCAUCAAGAUGCCGACGAACGGCGCGCUGCAAAUGGUUAAACAGCCGCUGAAAUCCGCCGUCUUUGUCUGUCUUGGAUGCGGCAUUGUCGGGCUCUGCGCUAUCAUGACAGCCGUCGUCAAGGGGGCUGGGACCGUCUUCUGUGUCGACACGAUUCCGGACAGGUUGGAGCAGGCGCGGCGGAUGGGAGGGAUCCCGUUGCAUCUUGGGGUAGAUGACAUCCAGGCCAUCGUCUUGAGAGCAACAGAAGGACGAGGUGCCGACGCCGUGGUUGAGAGUGUUGGGAACCAGGCGGCCCUGGCCAUGGCGAUGGAGCUGCUGAGACCAUGCGGCGUGCUCAGCUCUGUUGGCUUUCACCAGACGGAGAUGCCGUUUACGGCGCUGCAGGGGUAUCAAAAGAAUAUCAACCUAAAUAUGGGGAGGGCGCCUGUCAAGGCUGUUUUCGAGGAAGCCUUGGAGCUUUUCACUUUCCACCGGACGAUGUUCACGGAUUUCAUUUCACAUCGGUUACCGUUGGCAGAGGCGGCGAGGGGAUACGAGCUGUUCGAGUCGCAAGAAGCCAGAAAGGUAUUGCUGCAGGUGUCCGAGUAG